Molecule: messenger RNA, 1725 nt
Organism: Corylus avellana
Lineage: Eukaryota; Viridiplantae; Streptophyta; Magnoliopsida; Fagales; Betulaceae
Product: ATP-binding protein
Source: RefSeq, a predicted model, not a curated record
CUGGUAGCUGUAUAACCUCGCCAAAAAAAAAACCUCUGCUCCCUAUUCGGCCUCUCUUUUCCUCACUACCUUCAUGAAAAUCUGUAAUCAGCCACCCCUUCAUGGACCAUGGAAGCCCAAACCGAGACCCCGCCCGAUGCCCAAAUCAAAGGCCCUGAUUCACCCAACAACGAUACAUCACACCUCUCCGAUCGUAAUUAUCUUCGCGCUGAUCUCCAAUCGCAGUCCGCGGCGACGGAGGAAACCAUAGUUCUCCUCCAGCGCGAAGGAGACGUGGUCGCCGAUUUAUCCAAACUCGUCGACGAAAUCUCGAGGGAGAGAGACUCUCUUCGCGAUAAAGUCGAUGAAUUCGAAGGUUCUUUGAAAGACAAAGAGAACGAGUUGGCGAAAAAGCUCGACGAGGAAUUAAGGAAAACAGAGGAGCUCAAGAGCGAAGUGGAAGUUUCCAGAGAAAGAAUCCAGAAAUUGGAAAGUGAAAUCAAGGAGAGAAAUGGUUUGUUGUUGGAUUUGCUGCGGGUAUCGAAGGAGAGCUUAAAGAGAAUAAUUGAGAGCGCAGACGAAGACGAAGAGGAAAAGGCCGAAUGGACGAGUGUAGGCGAAGAAGAAGAAGGAGACGAAGAAGAAAUAGCGGAAACAAGGAGGGUGGCGAGGGAGGCGGAGGAGAAGGUGAGGGAGUACAAGGAGAAGAGGAGGAAGGAGAAGAGGGAGUUGGAGAAGAGUGUGGUGAGUUUGACGGAGGAGAACAGGGACAUCAACAGUUUGCUCAGGGCGGCGCUGGUGGAGAAGGAGGCGGUGGAGAAGAGUUUGAGUAAGCUCAAGGGGAAUAACAGUAAUGAGCAGAAGAGGGUGGCCCUUUUGCAGAUUGCGGAGCGGGGAUUGCAGAGAGUUGGCUUCGGCUUUAUGAUGGGAACUACUGGGACCACCACAACUACUACUAGUAGUAGUGGUGGUAGUGAGCAACAGACCCAGACUAGUUCGGAUACUAGUGAAUGCGAAGAGGAAGAGAUUAAUAUCAGUUUGGCCUCAACUGUGGAGAGGAUAAUGAAGAAUUUGCGGCAGGAAAUCACUCAAUUGAGGAGAUCUUUUGAAGAAUCUAGGUCAGACACUGAGCGCCUACAGAGCCUUACAGAAAAACAAUCUCUAAAAAUUACUGAAUACACUCUGUACAUCAAAGAGUUGGAAGAUAGAGAGAGGGUGUUGGCUCAAAAUGUUGAAGAACUCCUGAUGGAAAUAAAAGAAACUGAAGCCGAGGUUGCUAGAUGGAGGGAAGCAUGUGAGUUGGAAGUGGAAGCUGGGAAAAAUGAAAUUGGAGAACGUGACAAAGUGGUGGACAUUCUGAAGCAAGAGUUGGAGAAAACAAGGGCUGCUUUGGACAUAUCAAAUGGAAAAUUAAAGUUGAAGGAAGAACUCGCAGCUACUGCAAUGGCUGCCCAGGCAGCAGCAGAGAGGUCUCUGCAGCUGGCUGACAGCAGGGCUGCAGCACUCCGUGAUCGGAUUGAGGAGCUGACAAGACAAUUAGAAGAAGCAGAGAGCAGGGAACGUAGUAGCCGUAAAAUAAGGCACAUAUGUUGGCCAUGGCGAGGUCUCAAAGUAAACUCUGCUAAUACUGCAACUAGUAGGGUUGGGAAUGUGAGAAAGAUGCUACCAGAAAUGCAAGCCUUGCUUCAUUAUGUACCUUAACAUUCUCUUGGUCCCAAUUGAUUUAUUUUAAUUUCUUUUUUCUUC